AAGUCUCCAUACGAGCCAAGUGACCAUCAGGCCGGAGCUUAUCCGGUUUCCGUGGAGCGAGCCUUAGAUAAAGAACAGUGUUAUAGGUAACAUAAGUCUCAGUUAUCUUCUUCCUUGUAUGAUUCAGAGAAAGACYGAAAAUUAUUCGAAUUUGCGAUACUUUUUUUAGCGAAUCYUAUGUAUAGCGUUACAAAUUAAAUGUAUCGUGAGGUUGACGUGACGAAACCCAGAGAGAACAUUUCUACACAAACAAAACUACCCACUGUCAGAAACACGAGACAAUGCAGUUCGGAAAUGCCAAGGCAACCUAUGUUCUUGUAGUACAAGCGUCCACAACGCCUUCGUGACAACUUGUCAUCGUGCCAUAUAGACAGAUUUAGGUUUGUCAGGCAAGGGGAACGGAGAGGAGGGGAGGAGAGGAGGGGGGAGGGGUAAAGUUCGUGGUGAGCAUUUGAAAUUCUGCGCAGGAGGCUGACUUGGUAAGCGAUCCGGUUCAGUUUGAGUGCUUCUUUCUCAGAAGCAAGUCUUAGCCAGCCAAAAGUUUUUCUUUCGGCCAUAAAAUGUGAGAAUACUCCUGCAAUGUAGUUCGGCCAUUGUAGUUUUUCCAGUAUUAGGCAUGUUUGCAUGGUAAAAUCUAAGUUGCAACUGUCUGUUUUAUACAGGCUUUUUAAACUGUUUAUUUUUUUUAGAAGGAAUGACCAUUUUAGCGCGGUAGGAAAAUAAAAAGUCUAUGGACUUAUCCGCUUAGUAAAGGGAGUUAAGAAUAAAAAUUACUGGAACUCUGACAGACUGAAUACAACAUACAACUGGCAAACGAGAAUUCAUUGUGUCUUGUUAUAUGCAGAUAACCCUGUCUUGCUACAUGCAGGGUAACUCUGCGAUGGACUAGCAUCCCACCCAGGCGGAGAGGAAAUACUCCUAGUCGCUUCAUGCUACUGGAAUCGGGAUAAACUACGGCCUGAUGAGCCCUUGGCUCGUAUGCAUACUUUACCUUUACCAUAUGCAGAUUUUGUAUUCCCAGUUGGAGUUGACAUGUACAUACAACUGUUCAAAUCUACAUUUGAAUGGUAAACGACUUGCGUGCUUGAUACAGCAAAUAAUAUCGACAAGUCAAUAAUGCGGCGAGGUAGUGUUAAUCAAUCUUGCUUUAGUAGUUUACGAAAACUUCCUACUCACUGUAGAAUCUGAUUUUCUUUUUCCUCCACUGAUCGCCACCCGAUCAAAUCAGUUGGGCAGUAUUUUAUCCGUACGCUUCGAGCUAAUUCCGUCCGUGAAAACCAAAGUCACUGUACAGUCAUCAAAACAAUUGUAUUCAAUUGCCCUUUUUGUCACCCCUGUGGAUGUUCAAUUUAAUUUUCUCUCAAUUAAUUUUAAUACGAAAAGAGACCUUACUAAAGAGAAAUCGGCUCAUAAUUGAAUUUCGUUUCUCAGUUUAUAAACAUUUCAUCGUUUCACGUUUUUCAAUAACCGACCGACUUUUAAAUAGUGCGUUUUAAUUACAUUUGACCAUAUAAGGUUUAUUCAGUUUUACACGAUAAUUAGCAUAAGAUUGGGUCUUUUCGAUCGGUUUUCCGGUCUAAAGAUAUCGAUUAUGUAUGAUGUGGAGAAAUUGUGAUUCGUCCUUGCGCUAUUGAAAUAAGACACAAUUCCCACAAGGCUUUAGUUGUACGCAUAGACAACAUCAAAAAAUUGAGACGAGAGAUCACACACUUCCAAGUCAACAAAAGGAAACUCAGUUAUUCAAAGGCUGGGAUUUCAUUUCCGAAGCUGUUCCAUUUGAAGGUCGCUGUAAAAGUAUCAAGCUCAAUCAUGUUUGAAGAAUUGGCAUGGCUCAUUUUGGCGGUUAUUCUUGUAACACUGGUCAUGAAUCACUUCGCUGCAAACAGAAAUCUACCUCCAGGGCCGUUUCCUUUACCGAUUAUUGGAAACGCGCACAAAUUGGUCGGCGAUUCACGCCAUCUUGAUCUCGUGGAAUUAGAAAAACAAUAUGGCAAAGUGUUUCGGUUAUACCUCGGCAGCCAGCUCGUGGUAUUCGUCAGUGGUGGAAAUGCUCUUAAGGAGGUCCUCGUUACAAAAUCUGCCGAGUUCGCUGGACGUCCGAGUCUCUACACUACGCACAUUUUCUCAAAAGGAAGGGCAAUCAUUUUAGCGGAUUAUUCUCCGGAGUGGAGGCUUCGCCGCAAGGUUGCUUCCUCUGCGCUCAAAGCAUACAGCAACGGCAAGCUUAAGCGAGGAACUGUCAUUAAUGAUGAAUUUGACCUGCUCUUGAAGCGAGUCCGCUCCAGAAAUGGACAACCACACGACAUCACUAAAGAGAUUCGACUGGCCGUGAUGAAUGUGAUUUGUGCUUUGGUGUUUGGCUCGAGAUACGAGCUGGAUGAUCCCGAGUUUACGAAGUUUAUGGAAAUCACCAACACAGUAGCGAGUGUGAUCGCGGCGGGAAGUGUUGUGGACGUGUUUCCAUGGCUGUGGUUUAUUCCCUUCAAGUCUAUUGAGAAGCUAAAAAAGAAAUGCCGAGAACGAGACGAGCUGGUUGGCAGAAUUUGUCGAGAACAUGUGAAGGCGAAUAGAAUUGAUAAUCCUCAAGAUCUGACAGACGCGCUGUUGAAGGCAAAGAAAGAAGCCGAGGAUGAGGAUUCAUCUGUCAGGGAGUUCCUGACAGACGAGAAUCUCAUCAUGACCAUGGCUGAGGUCUUUAUGGCCGGAUUGGAAACCACUGCCAGCACCCUGUGUUGGGCAUUAUUGUACCUGAUUCACAACCCAGAAGUCCAGCAGAUGUUGCAUCAAGAGUUAGAUCAAGUCACUGGUCCAGAACGGUUGCCAGAAUUGGAGGAUAAGAAGAAUCUGCCAUAUUUGGAAGCCACCAUAACUGAGACCCUUCGUCUCUCGUCUCUUGUCCCUCUGUCGGUUCCUCAUAAAACGACCGUGGACACCACUCUGCAGGGAUAUGCUAUUCCUAAGGGCACCACAAUCCUAAUGAAUCUAUGGUCCCUCCACCACGACCCAGAGAUUUGGGAUGACCCGGACGCCUUCAGGCCUGAAAGAUUCCUGGACGAGGAAGGUAAUUUUGUGCCUCCAAAAGCUGACCGUUUCCUUCCGUUCUCGGCUGGACGUCGAGUUUGCUUGGGGGAGUCUUUGGCACGGCUUGAGCUCUUCCUGGUGUUUGCACGCUUGCUUCACAGCUUCAAGUUCGAGAAUCCACCAGGCCGCGAUCUUCCAACUUUGAAACCCAUCAAUGGCAUUGUUUUAAUGCCUGAGCCGUUCAGCCUCUGUGCCCUGAAGAGAGAUGUUAUGUAACAUUCCCUAUCAUGUGACUUUCUCUAUCAUGUGACUUGCCCUAUUAUGUAGAGUCAGACUACGCCAGAUUAAUUUAGUUCAUAUCUCGUUCUAACUGAAUUUAAACUAUUCUUAUUAGGGUUGCAAGUAUUAUUUGGUUAUUUUCCUCCUUUGGCUAAAUCCUGUUGUGUGGGAGUGGUAAAGUCCUACUGUAGUUGCCUUAGGUAAAUCCUGUAUUUGUAGGUAACAAAUCCACUACCUUUAAGGGUUAUUCCUAUAAUUUCCUCGAAUCCGUAAUAAAUUUACAAUCAUUUGCUCAGCAAAUUCUGAUUUUGAUUCAGCCAGUAGAUCUUAGCAGCAGCAAAAGCAAGAUCUCGAGUUAAGUAUUGGUUUAGUUCUCAAUCCCCCUCGCGGUUGCCGUUUCCGUUUGUUUGGUCGUUCAUUGUGAAUUAACUUGAAACUCUUAUACUCAUGUCUGUCGUCAUGCUUAGCCGCGGAAAUAUAAGAAAUAUGUGUGAACAGAUAAAACUGAUGUAGGUUUUGCAUCGUGGUUUGCUUCAGCACGAAAUAAUAUUUGUUUCCCCCGUUUUCUGCUUCUGGGUUUUAUUUUUAGAUGAUUAGCUGUGUUGCUCAGAACCAGGGCCGGGUUGUUCGGAAGCCGGUUAACGCUAACCCUGGAUUAAAGGUUAACCGAAGUAUAAAUUUUUCUUGUAUGCAAAUGUUUUUCACUGCUUUUGUUUUGUGUAACAUAACCAGUCAAAUUGAUUUCAGAAAUUUUCAGUGGCGUCGCAUGCUAUUGUGAAUUAUUAAUACUCACGACGUUUAGGGGUUCCUAGAAUCUUCCUCCCAAUCCUUACGUAGCGUAAAAAUGAUCUCGAAGAUACGAAAAUCGAGUCAAGCCUUAUUAGUAAACACGAAAAACUUCUACUCCCACUUGUCAUCAUGCCUACGUCGACCGAUUUGGAGU
Messenger RNA from Orbicella faveolata, 4243 nucleotides. Its product is annotated as steroid 17-alpha-hydroxylase/17,20 lyase pseudogene. The record is from RefSeq and is a predicted model, not a curated record. Lineage: Eukaryota; Metazoa; Cnidaria; Anthozoa; Scleractinia; Merulinidae.